AGCUGAAUAUCCUGGUUGAUACGGGAAGCAGUAACUUUGCAGUGGCUGCAGCAGCACACCCCUUCAUCACACACUUCUUCAACACAGCACUGUGAGUCAGGCUCUCAUAUUUGCUCUCAGUGGAAUAGCUCUUUCUAUUGGGUCAAUGAGAGGGCUACAUUAUCCACACAUUAUAUUUGGUGGCCCAAAUAAUAUUAGAAAAUGCCUUAAUUCAACAACCAGUGUUUCACAUCAAUCUCAUUAGAAUUUAUACUACAAUCUGAUCGUGUUUAUUUUUGUUUAGAAUUGGCUCAGGCAUUCGUUUGAUAAGAUUGCUGGUUAAUCUCCAUGUCCCUCCCUGUGUUCAGCUCCAGUACGUACCAGUCCACUGGCAGGGCCGUGGCCGUCAAGUACACCCAGGGCAACUGGGAGGGCGAGCUGGGCACCGACCGCGUCCUCAUCCCCAGCAUCCCUGGCACCCUCACCAUCAACAUCGCCACUAUCCUCUCCUCCGACGGAUUCUUCCUCCCGGGGGUCAACUGGCAGGGCAUCCUGGGCCUGGCCUACCCACUGCUGGCUCGGGUAAAUGGGGAAGGGGGGGUGGUCCUGGUGCCCCCUGGGACUCUGGAUAUGAAGGAAGGGGUUCCAUGCCUAUCCCCAUGUCUGUUUGAUUUGGCACAGGGGUGUCCGUAAGCGUGGUGGGGCUUGAAGAGCUGCUGAAUGUUAUCAAAGAGCAAAUAAACUCAACCGGAGAAGGUUCACACAUGAUACUGUUCAGAAUGGAACUGUGAUCUCAUCAUCAGAACCAUGGGGCGUGAUGUGGCUUAGGCUAUUCUGAGCUGACACAAUGUAUGCCUUAUACAGAUUUUCAGGUCAACCAUUUAAAAUAAUUGACAUACAGUGACCACAAUGUACUGCGGAUCUCAACUUUUGUUCAGGUUCAGAUGAUUUGCAGAAUGUUCAUCACACAUCACAUGCAUAUAUCUGGCCCUUGACAUAUACACCAUGUGAAGUCAAGGUAUAGAGAGGGGGGAUCCUGUUUAGUCAGGGUGAUAACUGAUAAGACUUUCUCCUGUCAUUCUCUGUGCUUACAGCUUUACUAUUGACCAAUAGGACAGCCAAGACGUUACACUGUUUUACACUAAGUUAAUGACCAGAGUGUUUUGUGUUUAUGUCUCCUGUUUUUCAGCCCGACUCCUCGGUGGAGCCCUUCUUUAACGCCGUGGUGCGACAGACAGGCAUCCCAGAUGUGUUCUCCCUCCAGAUGUGCGGAGCUGGGCUGUCAGCCAGCACCACUGCCGAUCCCGCGGGGGGAAGUCUUGUGAGUAGUCAGGAGGAGAAAGCUAAAGGCUAUGAAUGGUAGGAGUGAAUGGUGGGGGGGAGACUUCCUUACAAAGGCUGGUUGUUGCACUGUAAAAGAGGAUGAUUAUUGAGGCUGUUCAUCUCACGCAAGCUAGGCAGACGCUUGGCAUAAUACUGCUCCCAACGCCCAGACCAGAUACAUCUUUCAAGGGCGGAUGAGACUGAGCGGCAUGGUGCUUCUCAGAAACAUGAUCACUAGCAAGUUUCUGCGCCUCUCAAUGUGUUUCCCCAUUGGACACCCAAUCUAGUUAGCGAGUGGCUAAUUAAGCUAAGAUAGCCCCCUGCCGAGAGCAGGUCUGUCGGUGUUAUAAGAGUGGUCGCGUUGGAGCCGACCACAUGAGUGAGAGGGGCAGAUGGGAGAGAUGGUGGGGUGUAAUCAGUGUCUGCAAUGCCAUACCAAACAUUGCCAAGGCAUACCAUUUUAGUUUUAUUAUAGUAUUCAGGCUAUCAUUGUAUUCAGUCAUUUGUAAAGUGAAUGAAAACCCAGUUUUGUUUCAGGUAAUGGGAGGGGUUGAACCAACAUUGUAUUCGGGGUCCAUGUGGUACACCCCUAUAAAGGAAGAGUGGUACUAUCAGGUGGAAGUAUUGAAGCUGGAGGUUGGGGACCAGAAUCUAAACCUGGACUGCAAAGAGGUAUGAGACAGACUGUCCCCUGUUGUUUUCUAAAUGGCUUUUUCUUGGUCUAAAUGGUUUGCAAGGUAUUUCAAUCUGCACAAUACAUCAGGUUUGAGGAACAAAGACUAACCUUGGCCCUAAGGCUGUUUGUAGUGAGCAUUCUUGCUGGAUUAGUCUAUAGUGCAAGUUUGGACAAAGGAUAUAAUGCAUGCCUGAGCUGAGAUAUGAGACUGUGCUAAACCUGUUAGUGAAGCCUUCCAGGAACCAAGGUGGACAUUUCAGCUUUUCCUUUGAUCAAGGUCUUCUGAAAGGAAAACAUGCAACAGAAGAAAAAAAAUCCCCUUUCUUUAUACAUCUUCCUCUCUCUCCUCUCCUUCUUUCUCCUCUCUCAGUACAACAAGGAUAAAGCCAUAGUGGACAGUGGAACCACUCUGCUGCGGCUGCCUGUGAAUGUGUUCAGUGCUGUGGUGGAGGCCAUCUCAAGAACAUCUCUGGUAUGUCAGCCGCUGUGCCCAUGGUCAAAUGACAAAGGACUUCUAGGAUAACCUGGUUGUCUGAGGACACUUCAGUAACUGUGUAGUCUGAGGACACUUCAGUAACUGUAUAGACUGAGGACACUGCAACUUAUUUCCUUUCCAUACAAUGGCUUGUAUUUAAUAAUAAUAUAAUAUAAUAUGCCAUUUAGCAGACGCUUUUAUCCAAAGCGACUUACAGUCAUGCGUGCAUACAUUUUUGUGUAUUUGUAUUUGUAUUUGUCCACCCCUAUAUGGCAACUUUGUUCUGGUCUACAGAUCUGAGAGAAAAUGUGUGGUUGUCUAUGUAAAAGUACACUUUUUUCACAACAGAGUAGUUUUGUUGGAGUCUUAACAAUCUGUCACUGUCUUUCUAUGGUCCAGAUCCAGGACUUCACCUCAGGGUUCUGGGGUGGUACUAAACUGGCCUGCUGGUUGAAGGGAGAGACACCAUGGAGGUUCUUCCCCAAACUGUCCAUCUACCUGAGAGCCACCAACACCAGCCAGUCCUUCAAAAUCUCCAUCCUCCCUCAGGUGACAACAAAUGUCCCCCAUGUUGCUUCCGUGUGUUUGUUGUUUGCUUACUUUAACCAACAUCCGCCAUCUUGUUAUGAGCUUUAGAUCUGUUUGCCGACAGCUCUUUUAUUGACAUUAGUGUGGCUGCUCCCUGCAGCUGUAUAUCCAGCCAAUCACAGAUGUGGACGGUACGCUGGACUGCUUCCGCUUCGGCAUCUCGUUGUCAGCCAACGGCCUGGUGAUAGGAGCCACCGUCAUGGAGGGCUUCUACGUCGUCUUCGACCGGGCUGAGAAGAGGGUGGGCUUCGCUGUCAGCAGAUGUGCAGGUGAGGGCUGGAGACACUUGGGGCAUAAAUUAUAUGAUUGGGUCUUAGAUACGGCCUUGGUCUUCCAAUAUAAUAUGGUUAUGGCUCUAGCAUCAGAAAAGUUUUUUUGGGGGGGCUAGUAAACGUUUAUCUGCUUGGUCAAGUGCUCUUCGUAUACCUAUCUCACAUUCCACAGUGCAUUAGCUAUUAUAACCCCGGUCCCUCUCUCUCUCCAGUGAACGGUGGGAUAGCCGUGUCAGAGAUCUCGGGGCCCUUCUCAUCUGCAGACGUGGCAUCUGACUGUGCUGCUGGAGGGCUGCUGAAGGAGCCCCUUCUCUGGGUCAUCUCCUACGCCCUGAUGGCCGUCUGUGUCGUGGUGCUCCUCAUCCUGCUCCUCCUCCUCGUCCUGCCCUGUCGUCCCCGAGACCGGUCCGGUGAGAUCACUGAUGAGUCCUCGCUGGUCCGCCACCGCAUCAAGUGACUGAGGCGGGCUUCGGGUGGGACGACGACCGGGAGUUCCAGUUCUACUGAGGCUGGGAGAGGGGAGGGGUUGGAGCUGCACUGACCAAUAGGACUGUUCUCUGGACACAUCAUGGAAAAAGAGACUGCAGUUUGACCAGAGAACGCUUUUCUUAGCUUAGAUGUUACCAGUUUUCUUUGCACUCCAGUUUCAUAGCAACCUCUGAUUAAUUUAGACAUGUUAUUAGACUGAAGGUUGGGUAGCAGAAAGGAAUAAUGCUAUCCUUAUGCCAGCCCAGUCCCUCCUUGCACAUAUUUCCUGCUGAUUCUACACUGCCUACAACAUGGUAGUGAAGUGCACUGUUGUCACCUGAGAGACAAGGUCCUAAUAACUCUUAAACAGUCAUGUUUCUUUUUACUUCUCAGAAGCCUGAACUCAAAAUAGGAUAUUAUAAAUUAGAUUCAAGUUUGUUGAAUGUUCCCCACAGGUAUCAUUACCAUUUUUUCAUGGCAAUUUUCUUAUUCUCUGCUGUGUGAUAAAAGGAGGAAUGUUUGGUAGGAAAUGUCCUUUGUCAAGCUGUUUCUCUUAUUUUAAGAGUUGGGGAGUUGACUAAAUGUUUUAAUUCACAAAGCACAACCAGGAGGUCACAGACAAUAGAAGAUGAUGCACAUAUUAUGUUGGGGUAAGAAAAUCACAUGGGAGGUAUUAUGAUAUAUCAACCUUUGUGGUUUACAAUGAUAUCAAGUCAUAGCCAUCUCAUAUGGGAACUAGCAUGGGUUUGCGACAUUCUGUUUACCUGCACUUUUCAAAUACUGAUCAAAAGUGUCAUAUUAUGAAUAUCAAUAUCACUCCAUCUGUAUGAGUGAGAGUGAAGCAAUCGACAGUAACUGUUAUAGGAUUUUGUAAUGACAUUGUUGUAUUGAUGUUAUGUACUUUUAUUAAUAUACAUAUUUUAUAUUUAAGUCAAUAUGAAUGUGAUUGUAUAAUAUUAUUUCAAAACCUCACCAUUAGUAGACACAUACAGAAAACUGAUUUGUAAGGGCACAUAUUUAUAUUAUAGUAUUUCUAUGUUAAAUAACGUUUUCUAAAUUUUACAACACCCAAAGUUACCCAUGAUUUCAAAUAGGGAGAUGUAUUGGCCAAACAAAUUGUUUAAGAUGUACUGUAUUUUUCUAUCAAAAGUUGUAAAAAAAUGUUUUGCAAAGGUGUUUGAUAGAAAAUCAGGUGCAGAUUUAAAUUGAACUGUUCAUGAUUGUUUGUUAAAAUGUGUUAACUGUAUAUCCGUGCCAAUGUUCUGAUUGUAUAUAAUUAAAUAGAUCAGAUUAAAGUAAA
Coregonus sp. 'balchen' is the source of this 5081-nucleotide messenger RNA. NCBI's taxonomy places the organism in Eukaryota, Metazoa, Chordata, Actinopteri, Salmoniformes, Salmonidae. The record is from the annotation of a GenBank genome assembly.